This is a messenger RNA of Baudoinia panamericana UAMH 10762, 1221 nucleotides long. RefSeq lists its product as uncharacterized. The transcript has a single exon. Gene Ontology annotation, cellular component: protein phosphatase type 2A complex; nucleus; cytoplasm. The annotation marks the transcript as partial. Gene Ontology annotation, biological process: mitotic spindle organization. The record is from RefSeq and is a predicted model, not a curated record. Gene Ontology annotation, molecular function: protein tyrosine phosphatase activator activity; peptidyl-prolyl cis-trans isomerase activity. NCBI's taxonomy places the organism in Eukaryota, Fungi, Ascomycota, Dothideomycetes, Mycosphaerellales, Teratosphaeriaceae.
CUCCCGAUUCUUGAGCAAUUGGGACGAGGCGGGCGUCCGUUCGCUACUCCUACGAAGAAGAUCAACGACGGCCACGACCUCACCUUGUUCCUGAACUCGGUGGCAUACCGGGAUCUAACAGCAUGGCUACUCCAGCUUAACCGAGCAAUGUUUCCCAUGAAGCUUUCAAACGGAGACAUUCAGACCGUAACGCUCGAUAACCCGCCAGCUUAUUCCACCGCCAUCGAUGGCUUGCGAGCCAUGCUUGAUGGGUUUGCGGCGCUAAUUGAACAAGCUCCUCCAAGUACGGGUCCGAGACGUUUUGGUAACGUAGCAUUCCGGGAUUGGUACAGUCUGGCCGAUCAGAAAGCAAACGGCCUACUUCGAGCGCAUCUUGGCCAUUUGCUCGCAGGUCGUCUUAGUGGAGACGAGCCGUCGCUAAACGCUCGAUUCGAUGAGGACGUUGAUGCUCUGCUUGGCGAACUGAAAACAUAUCUGCUUGGCAGCUUCGGUAGCCCGCAGCGCCUCGACUAUGGUACUGGCCACGAACUCAGCUUCUUAGCCUUCCUAGGCUGCCUGUAUAAACUUGGCGUAUUUCAAGUUGGUGAAGAACGAGCCAUCGUCAUAGGCGUCAUACAGCCAUACCUGAGUCUGGUCCGAAAGCUCAUCCUGACCUACACCCUCGAGCCGGCAGGCUCACACGGCGUCUGGGGUCUGGACGACCAUAGCUUCGUUCCCUACAUCUUCGGCUCGGCGCAACUGGGGCCCGCCAUCAACCAUUCCGAUUACACCCAACCCGUGCCAACAGAAGGCUCCCUUGAUUCCGCUCCCUCACCGUCUAGCGUCACGAACAAGGCUGUCGUAUCAGAAUACAAGGACAGCAACAUGUACUUCUCAGCCAUCCAGUUCAUCUACGAUGUGAAGAAGGGACCUUUCUGGGAGCAUUCGCCGAUCCUGUACGACAUCAGCGGUCUCAAAGACGGCUGGGCAAAGAUUAACAAAGGUAUGCUCAAAAUGUACGCUGCUGAAGUGCUGGGUAAGUUUCCAGUUGUGCAGCAUUUUCCGUUUGGCAGCUUCUUCCGGCUGGAGGCGGACCCGGAUGCGGUGGGAUCGGUACAGAGUGUGCACGCGCAACAGCAGCCCAUGUCGGCGCCCGCGUCGAAAGAUGUGCGAGUGGGUAAUAGCUCGCAGUCUUACGGUGGCGGAGUGCCAUCCACGAGAGCGCCGUGGGCAACAGGUAAC